Messenger RNA from Acanthosepion pharaonis, 1044 nucleotides. Lineage: Eukaryota; Metazoa; Mollusca; Cephalopoda; Sepiida; Sepiidae. The record is from the annotation of a GenBank genome assembly.
AUGUUGGUCACGCAGCAAAAUAGGGAUCGCUACAAUGGUAAAUUACCUUACCCUUUUCCUAUUCUCCCUCAUACUCGCCUCCCUCUCUCUCACACGCCUCCACUCUUUCACGCCACUCUCUCUCACGCCGCCACUCUCUCUCACGCCACCACUCUCUCGCUCACACCGCCACUCUCUCUCUCUCUCUCAUGCCAUUCUCUCGCUCUCUCUAUCUGUCCCUCUCCCUCUAUGUGUAUAUGUGAUUUAUUGAAUAUUUUUACGUUUCUCUUUUUCCCGUUUCUUUCUGUUUCUAUUUACUUCAUCCUCUGUUUUAAAAUUUUCUCACUCUCAAUCGCCUUUAUCCUUCACACUCCACUCUCUCUCUCUCUCUCUCUCUCUCUCUCUCUCUCAUGCUCUUUAUUUCUUUAUCUUUCAUGCUCUCUUUCUUUGAUUUCUUUCUCGGAAUUCUUAAGUAAAAAAGAACGCGAGAAAAAGAAAAAAGAGAAAAUGACUUUUCUCUCUCUACUCUCUUCUUAUCCUCCUCUCACUCUCCUCUCCUCUCACUCUCCUCUCCUCUCACUCUCCUCUCCUCUCACUAUCUCUUCCGCUCUAUCUCUCACACACUCUCUCUCUCUCUAUUUUUAUUUUUACGUUUCUUUCUUUCUAUUCCUCUCUAGGUUCUUUUUUCUAUUUCUUUCUGUUUAUGUUUUCUUUCUUUACUUCGCCUUAUCCUUCUCACUCUCAUUUCCUCGCUCUCUCUCGCUCUCUCUUCGAUUUCUUGAGUAUAUUUUAUAUUUAUGCUUAUCUCUUUCUAUUUCUUUCUUUGUUUCUUUUUAUUUCUUCCUCUCUUUCCCACCCUCUACAUUUUUCCUAUCCCCACCUUUUCGUGUGUCCAUCACUCUUGCCAACAUAGUUAUUUCUCAGUUCAGUUCUUCUCACUUGUCUCAGCAGAUCCUUUUAUCUACCAUUUACGGCGGAAAUUACCACAAAUUGAUUCGCGCCGGUGCAAUCCAACACCUUUCGUUUUUCAUUACCAUGGCAACGAGCCAAAUUCACGUUCCGUAA